AUGGAAUUAGUCGACAUCAAUAUCUUUAAUUUAGAUUACUAUCGAGACUAUGGGAUUCCUCAUAAUCAGUUUAAAUUAUUACGUAAAAUAGACCCUGUUCAUUGGCAAGAAGAAGAACAGGACCCAGAUCGUCCAGAAAUUUCUCCUACUGGCUAUUGGGCAAUUACUAGGCAUGAAGAUAUAAAACAAAUCUCACGAGAUCCAGCUACCUUUUCAUCAAAUGUAGCUGGUACCAAUAUCAAAAAUUAUACACUCAAAGAACAAGCUGUUUUAAAACGGAUGAUUAUUAAUCUUGACCCACCUGAACAUGUACAACUAAGGCGUCUUGUCAAAGGUGGCUUCACACCCAGAAUGAUACAGAAACUGGAGCCACGUAUAAAACGGGUAUGCAGAGAUGUUUUUGAUAGCGUUAUUGAAAAAGGUAACUGUGAAUUUGUUAAAGAAGUUACCUCGGAAAUUCCGCUGAUUAUCUUAUGUGACUUAAUGGGGGUCCCUCAAGCUGACCGCAGAAAAAUCUAUGAUUGGAGUAAUCAACUAAUCGGUUUUGACGAUCCAGAAAAUCCAACGCACCCGGAUGAAGCACUUGCCGUAUCUAUGGAGCUUUGGCGAUAUGCUAAUAACUUAGGUAAUGAACGGCGAAAAUGCCCAAUGGAUGAUAUUACAAGUAUCUUAGUCCAUGCUGAAAUUGAGGGAAAUCGUUUAAGUCAACUCGAUUAUGAUAUUUUUUUCUUGUUACUGUCUGUUGCAGGUAAUGAAACCACGCGGACAGCAAUGACUCAAGGGACAAUUGCCCUGUUAGAGCACCCAGCUCAAUGGGAUCUUUUAAAAUCAAACCCUGAGCUCUAUAUUGAUAGUGCUGUUGAAGAAAUUCUACGUUGGGUCACUCCAAUUAUCCACUUCCGCCGUACCGCAACAAAGGAUAUUGAGCUCCGCGGUAAAACAAUCAAAGAAGGUGAUAAGGUUGUCCUCUACUACCCUUCGGCAAAUCGUGAUGAAGAUGUUUUUACUGAUCCUGAUGUUUUUGAUAUCACAAGAAAACAUAAUCCUCAUUUGACCUUUGGAGAUGGUGAACAUUUCUGUUUAGGUUCUGUACUUGCGCGCUAUGAGCUAAAGCAUUUCUUUUGGGAAUUAGCUACGAGAAUGCCUGAUAUUUCACUUGCUGGCCCCUAUCUAAGAUUACGCUCGAAUUUUGUCAAUGGUAUUAAGAGUAUGCCUGUUAACUUUACACCAGGCGUUAAAAUUGGCUGGGAUUCUGCAGACGAUGAUAGUGGUAGUUGGACGCUACAAAAGUAG
Molecule: messenger RNA, 1293 nt
Organism: Ylistrum balloti
Lineage: Eukaryota; Metazoa; Mollusca; Bivalvia; Pectinida; Pectinidae
Product: steroid C26-monooxygenase-like
Exons: 1
Coding region: 1-1293 (430 amino acids)
Molecular function (GO): heme binding; monooxygenase activity; iron ion binding
Source: RefSeq, a predicted model, not a curated record